This is a messenger RNA of Aspergillus udagawae, 1368 nucleotides long. Its product is annotated as MCT family MFS transporter. The transcript has 4 exons. The record is from RefSeq and is a predicted model, not a curated record. Bases 1 to 1368 code for a protein of 455 amino acids. Gene Ontology annotation, cellular component: fungal-type vacuole membrane. Gene Ontology annotation, molecular function: transmembrane transporter activity. Lineage: Eukaryota; Fungi; Ascomycota; Eurotiomycetes; Eurotiales; Aspergillaceae. Gene Ontology annotation, biological process: transmembrane transport.
AUGGCUAGGACGGAAACCACGGAGAAUACCACUUCUAUGCACGACGUAAUGACUGACCCCGAAAAUGCCAGAGAGCCGAUUCCCCGUGACAAACCAGGUGGUCCCAGUCAUACCGUAAAAUUAGAAGACGAUGGCCCCCGGGAUGGCGGUGUCGCUGCAUGGUUGGUUGUCCUGGGAGCGUGGUGCUGCUCCUUCUCCAGCCCGGGCUGGAUCAACAGCGUUGGCAGCUUCCAGCAGUAUUACGAGGCGGGACCGCUGAAAUCCUACUCCAGCAGCACCAUUGCCUGGAUUCCGUCACUCCAGCUGUUCUUCCUGUUCGCCUUGGGGCCUGUCGUCGGCAUAAUAUUUGACAACUACGGACCGAGGCCGCUCAUUAUUGGCGGGACGCUUCUUCACGUCUUUGGGCUGAUGAUGGCGUCGUUGGCCAAGACUUACUAUCAGUUCAUCUUGUCCCAGGGAGUGUGUAGUGCCAUCGGCGUUGCAUGCUUAUAUUCGCCUGGCAAGUUUACCCUACUCCCUGAGAAGGCGCUUACCUGCGUCUCAACCUGGUUUUCCAAGAAACGUGGAGCAGCGAUGGGCAUCAUGGUGACAGGCUCAUCAGUCGGCGGUGUCAUCUUCCCCAUCAUGAUCAGUCGCAUGAUCCAGAGCACUGGGUAUCCCUGGGCCCUGAGGACAGCGGCCUUUCUCAUCCUUGGUCUGCAGAUUGUUGCAAUUCUCACUGUCCGCCCGAGAACCAAGCCUGUGCCCAAGAAGAUGCCCACCGGCCGUUUCACUGCACCCUUUACAGAGUUCCCGUUUGUCCUGUUGCUGCUGGGCAUCUUCGUCCUGACCUAUGGCAUAUUUAUCCCCAUAGACUAUCUCGCUGUGCAGGGGUUUCAGGAGGCGCACAUGUCGGAGGAGAUGGCUCAAUACUUGGUGUCCAUCUUCAACGCCGCAAGUCUCUUUGGCCGCCUGGUUGCCGGUUAUGGCGCCGAUCGAAUCGGAAGAUGGAAUAUGUUCAUUAUCGCCUGUACUGUUUCCGGAACCUCCGAGUUUGCCGUCUGGAUCCCCGCCAAGCACUCGUCCAUCGCCAUCGGCUUCGCCAUCAUGUUCGGCUUUGCGUCCGGAGCCUUUAUCGGGCUUUCUGGCGCGCUUCCCAUCUCGGUGUCGCCGCCGCCGGAGAUGGGCUACCGGCUGGGCGUAGUCUUCCUCGCCAUCUCUAUCCCCGCUCUCACCAUGGCGCCCAUCGGGGGAGCCAUUCUGCAGAACUCGGCCAACGGUUGGCUGGACGUGAAGAUUUUUGGGGGCAUCAUGUGCCUCGCUGGGUCGGUGAUUGUUCUGGUAUCGAGGUGGCUCUAUACCGAGAAGAAACUUCUGAAAGUUUUCUGA